Molecule: messenger RNA, 1026 nt
Organism: Aethina tumida (small hive beetle)
Lineage: Eukaryota; Metazoa; Arthropoda; Insecta; Coleoptera; Nitidulidae
Product: procathepsin L-like
Exons: 2
Coding region: 51-992 (313 amino acids)
Biological process (GO): immune response
Cellular component (GO): lysosome
Molecular function (GO): cysteine-type endopeptidase activity
Source: RefSeq, a predicted model, not a curated record
CUUGUUUUGUAUGUGUACCAGAUAAUAAAUUAAAAUUUAGUUUCAGAAAUAUGAAAGUACUGAUCGCAGUAGCCUGUUUGGCAGCACUUGCCUACGCCAACGAAGAGGCGUGGAAAAAUUUCAAAGCUGGAAAGCAAUACAAAUCUAUAAUCGAAGAGCGUCUCCGCUACCAAAUUUUCUUGAACAAUGUCCAAAUGAUUGAAGAACACAAUGCCAAAUAUGAACAGGGAUUGGUUACUUUCAAAAAAGCAGUAAAUCAAUUUGCUGACUAUACUGCAGAAGAAUUCAAGGCUUUCUUGAAACUUAGCGGUUCAGCUAAGAAAGUUAAGUCCACAGAAGUUUUCAAACCCACUAAAUCCGCUCCAUCCUCUAUCGACUGGAGAGCAACUGGCGCCGUUACACCAGUAAAAGACCAAGGCAGCUGUGGAUCUUGCUGGUCAUUCUCUGCUACUGGUGCUUUGGAAGGACAAAACCAAAUCCAAAACGGAAAACUUGUUUCCCUCUCCGAACAAAACUUGGUUGACUGUUCCAGUUCCUAUGGAAACUACGGAUGUAACGGUGGUUUGAUGGUAGCCGCUUUCGAAUAUGUCAGAGAUCACGGAAUCGAGAGUGAAGCUGCUUACCCAUACACCGGUCGUGACGGCUCUUGCAAGUAUGACUCUAGCAAGUCAGUCCUCACUGUUAGCGGAUACACCGAAAUCUCCGAAGGUGAUGAAGACGAUCUUGUUGAAGCUAUUGGUACCGUUGGUCCAAUUGCUGUCGCCAUUGAUGCCACCAACGAACUCCAAUUCUACAGCUCUGGAAUCUUUACUGAUAAUACCUGCUCCGAAUAUGCUUUGAACCACGGUGUUCUUGCUGUUGGUUACGGAUCUGACAACAUUAUCGUUAAAAACUCUUGGGGAACCAGUUGGGGAGAAUCUGGCUAUGUCAGAUUCAAGCGUGGAUCUAACUUGUGCGGUAUUGCUUCCAUGGCUAGCUACCCAAGAUUGUAAUUUAAUAUCAUUUUAAAUAAAACUGCAAUAUAGA